Aspergillus terreus NIH2624 is the source of this 633-nucleotide messenger RNA. Its product is annotated as SAM-dependent methyltransferase. Gene Ontology annotation, biological process: peptidyl-arginine methylation. The transcript is spliced from 5 exons. The coding region runs from base 1 to 633 and encodes 210 amino acids. Gene Ontology annotation, molecular function: protein-arginine omega-N monomethyltransferase activity. The record is from RefSeq and is a predicted model, not a curated record. NCBI's taxonomy places the organism in Eukaryota, Fungi, Ascomycota, Eurotiomycetes, Eurotiales, Aspergillaceae.
AUGCCAGAACAACCCACCAACCCCGUGACUAUCGUCGUGGAACAUCUGGACCCCGAGCUGGGGAAAUGGUCCGCCCUGGAAUACGCCUGUAUCGCCCGUGAAGCCCAUGCGUCCGGCAGCCGCUUCCUCCUCAGCUCGGUCCCGACAUCUCUCCAGAUGCCCGAGGACCUCGCGGCCACGAAAGGCUUCGAGGUCGAACACCGCAGCGUCGAGGAGAUCUUUGCCGACCGGAAGGGCAAGGUCUGUCUGCUGGACCCGGCGGCUCAGGUCGAACUGAGCCCCGAGGACGGCGACACCUUCGAGGUGUUUCUCUUUGGUGGGAUUCUCGGCGAUGACCCUCCACGCGACCGCACCUCUGAACUGAGGAAGAAGGGCUACGCUGGUCGCCGACUGGGUCCCAAGCAAAUGACGACGGACACCGCAGUGCGCGUCACCCGUAUGGUGGUGCACGAGAAAGUUCCCUUGGAGAAAAUCCAAUACAUUGAUCACCCCGAGAUCCUGAUCAACGAACACGAGCGGACGGAGAUGCCGUUCCGUUAUGUCAAGGGAGAUGACGGCCAGCCUAUCAUGCCCCAGGGCAUGGUUGAUCUGAUCAAGAAGGAUGCCGAUCAAGGCAUUGACGAUCUAUUCUGA